Acanthisitta chloris (rifleman) is the source of this 738-nucleotide messenger RNA. RefSeq names its product nuclear protein MDM1-like. The transcript has 4 exons. Lineage: Eukaryota; Metazoa; Chordata; Aves; Passeriformes; Acanthisittidae. The annotation marks the transcript as partial. Gene Ontology annotation, biological process: negative regulation of centriole replication. Gene Ontology annotation, molecular function: microtubule binding. The record is from RefSeq and is a predicted model, not a curated record.
GGUCUGAGUGAAUAUAAGAGAAGCUUCAGAUGGACAACACCAGAGUUUGGUAGCACAUCCCAACAGCAGAAAUCCUUGCGGGCAGGACUUCGGUCAGAUCAGUUUGGAAUUGCAGGAGAACCAAACUUCAUUUCCAAGAGAAGAGUACCUUACCAUCAUCCACAGAUUUCAAAGUCCUUUGAAUGGGCAGCAGAUUGUGAUUUGAAUGAUCUGCCUGAAACCAAAGCUGCAGAGUUGCACACAGAUCACAACAACAAUGAUGUGAAUCAGGAAAAAAUUGAAAUGCCAGAAGGACCCAGACCGUCCCCAGAAGUUAGGUUGCAGUUGGCAGAUUCUAGCGGAGAAACAGCUCUUGGCCUUACAGAGAACAGCAUGAAGAAAUCACCCUCUAAAGCUCCAGCAAAUCAGAAUGAAGCAGUUUCAUCUCCAAAAAAGGAGUUAAAAGAAAUGAGUAACGGGCUUCACAGAGACCUUCAGAGGAAAGCAGACAUGAAUAUUUCGCAUUUAAAUGCUUCCCCCAGAAAUUCUAAAGAUCAAAGCCAAUUUGUUGGGAAGAGUCCUCAUGAAAAGUCACCGAUACUUGCAGCUGAAGAGGUUAUUGGCAACACAAGGAAAUCCAUACCUCCAUUUAAAUCUCCUGCAAUUACUUCUGAAACUGCAAAUGAGAGAAAUUUCAAAGAGUCUCCUCCUGUUAAGGGUCCACAAGAGAGACAUGGUUCAGAAGAGAAAGAAUUUCCG